Malus domestica (apple) is the source of this 842-nucleotide messenger RNA. RefSeq lists its product as uncharacterized. The record is from RefSeq and is a predicted model, not a curated record. Gene Ontology annotation, molecular function: hypoxanthine phosphoribosyltransferase activity; magnesium ion binding. Gene Ontology annotation, biological process: purine ribonucleoside salvage; IMP salvage; GMP salvage. Gene Ontology annotation, cellular component: cytosol. Lineage: Eukaryota; Viridiplantae; Streptophyta; Magnoliopsida; Rosales; Rosaceae.
AGUUGGAAAGGAAUCCUCAAAGUAAACGCCGCCACCAUGUCCUUGGACUCUCACAUAGAGAGGGUCCUCUGGACUCCCGACCAAAUCGCCGCCCGUGUUUCCGACCUCGCCGCCCAAAUCUCCGCCGACUUCUCCCUCUCCUCCCUCUCCCAACCACCUGCCCUCGUAGGCGUCGCCACCGGCGCCUUUCUCUUCCUCGCCGACCUGGCCCGCCAAAUCCCCCUCCCCGUCACCGUCGACUUCAUCCGCGCCGAAUCCUACGGCUCCGGGACCCAGUCCAAUGGCGCCCCAACGAUUUCCUUCGACUUGAAGGUCGACGUCACCGGCCGCCACGUCGUCCUGGUUGAGGACAUUGUGGAUACAGGAAGCACAAUUGAGCGUCUGAUUGCACACAUGGAAUCGAAAGGCGCUUCGUGUGUGUCGGUCUGCACAUUUCUGGAUAAACCAUCGAGACGGAAGGUUCAUUUUCAGCUUCUCAGCAACGGGAAAUUCUACCGCGGUUUCGAGUGUCCAGAUUACUUUGUUGUGGGCUAUGGAAUGGACUUUGAUGAACGUUACAGGAACUUGCCGUACAUUGGUGUAUUGAAGCCCGAGCUGUAUAAGUGAUUUGAUUUUAGCUGCCACGAUGAGGAAAGUAAUUUAUUGUGAGUGUUUGGAAGUGAUCAGAUAUGGAGAUGAUUGGCGUUACUUCGGAGCAUGUACUUCAUUCGAUAUUUGAACAAGGUGUAGCUGGUUCAAAUACAGGAACACGGUUACUGAAUAUACGAUGUUUGAACAAAGUGUAGCUGGUUCAAAUACAUGAAUCUGCUUAUGGAAUAUAUAUAUUUCACCAUUUUAGACUA